GGUCCAAAGCCCGACCGAAGUAGUUUACCCGAACCGGAUCCGGAGUAUAAAGAAGUUCUCGGAUUCAGUCAUUAAGAGCAUUAUCGGAUCCAAAAUAAACGUAUAAUCUGCAUUUUAUCUCAGCUUUCUUUCGUCCGCUCACUCAUGGCUCUCUUUGUAGUCAUCGGUGGUGGAGGCAGAAUCGUCUACACCAACCUCGCCAGAAGCAACCCCUAUAUCUACCGCCCCCUCCAUCGUCCCCAAAUCCUUUUCCCACUCUCACCCAGUAGAAAUGCCCAUAUAGUCUCUGCCAAGAAGCUCUCAUCACGAACUGGCCGCUUUGACAGCAAAAACAGGAGGAGCUCUACAACCACCAGAGACCAGGAAGACGAAGAAGAAGAAGAACAAGAAGGGAUUGCUGGUACUGAAAGGGUCGGUGGUAAUGAAGAUGUUAGUUCAAGCAGAGUUGAAAAUGCGGGUACAAGUAAUGUUGAUGUGGAGGAUGAUGGCUAUUUCUUGCCUAAGCUCCCCGGAGACGAGCCGGACUUCUGGGAAGGUCCGCAGUGGGAUGCUCUUGGGUUCGUUGUGCAGUAUUUGUGGGCUUUUGGGAUUGUUUUUGCGCUAAUUGCAUGUGGGAUUGCUGUGGCUACUUACAAUGAAGGGGCAACAGAUUUUAAGGAGACUCCUGCAUACAAAGAGUCAAUCCAAUCUCGAGAGCUUUUAGAAGAACCUGAAGCAUCUAAUUCUGAUGUGUUUGACUCCAAUCCAACCGAGGUGGCGCCUAGUUUGGAUUAGUUGCUUGAAGGUGAAUGUGAAAAAGCAAUUGCAGGAAUCAUAAUUCUUGGAAAAAACAAAUCCUACAGAAACUAUUGUCCUUGGUUGAUAAGGUAAUGCUUCUAUGCUGUAACUUCUCAAACAUACGAAAAAGAUCUGUUAUUAUGAAUUUGGUUUCCUAGCAAGUUAAGAUGUCAGGCUAUUUGAUUCCUGAUGCUAAGUUUCUGUUAUGCAAAUCUUGCAAGUUGGUUGUAACUUGAAAAGAGAUAUUCAAAUGCAAAUAAACUUUAUUUGCUAUA
Messenger RNA from Manihot esculenta (cassava), 1052 nucleotides. RefSeq lists its product as uncharacterized. The transcript is spliced from 2 exons. The coding region runs from base 145 to 774 and encodes 209 amino acids. The record is from RefSeq and is a predicted model, not a curated record. Lineage: Eukaryota; Viridiplantae; Streptophyta; Magnoliopsida; Malpighiales; Euphorbiaceae.